UAAAUAUUAAACUUUAUGAGAUUAUUAAUUUACCCAGAUAACCAAAUCUGAAAAAGCAGAGUCCCACACAGCGGAUUCAUGGCCAACUGUGUCUGCAUUGGGCUUGUGUUUUGUAGACAGAAUCUGCUGAACAAAAUCUGACAGCAUAUUGGCGGCAGAAAAGCAGCAGAUCUGUGCAUCGAAUGCGGUCUCUGUCUGCGGAACGCAAGCUUGGUGCGGACACAGUAGGCUGUGACUUUGCUGUGGGAUUCUACUUUUGCAGGAGGCAGAUGUUAAAAGCAUUGGCGGCUGAACAAAGUACAACGGUAUCUAACGAUACUAACGACGAAUCUGUCAGUUGUCAGGAUUCCAUGCAAUUACUGCCCGACUCGAUGGAUUCGACGUUCAGUACUGGAGAUACACUGUGCUUACAGCCAAUAUCAAUAAUUAAAGCAUGAGCCUAAAGAUGAUACUCUUGUCAUCGAAAAAAACAGGGCCUUGUAGAUACUGAUCGUAUCUUACAGCAUGAGCCUAAAGAUGAUACUUUUGUCAUCGAAAAAACAGGUCUUGUAGACACUGAGCAUAUCCUACAGCAUGAGUCUGAAGAUGAUACUCUUGUCAUCAAAAAAACAGGUCUUGUAGACACUGAGCAUAUCCUACAGCAUGAGUCUGAAGAUGAUACUCUUGUCAUUGAAAAAACAGGCCUUGUAGAUACUGAACGUAUCCAGCAGUAUGAGCCUAAAGAAGAUGGCAUUAUAAAUAUAUCUUUUUUUUCAUGAAGAACUGCACCGAACAUUUGAUAAUCACGCGCGAGGAAUUGAGUGCCAAUUUAAAGACUGGAAGCUCGUAAAUACUCGUCAUUGUGGAUUUAGAACGCAGUUCUUUUACAAAUGUAAUAUGUGUCAUUACGAGGCAAACUUUUGGUCACAUCCAAAAGAUGAAAAAACUAUGGACAUUAACACUGCUAUUACAGCUGGAACCAUUACUACUGGAAUUGGUUAUGCCCAAAUGGAAGAAAUGUUUGCAGCUGCAAAUGUGCCGUGUAUGUCUCAAAAAACAUAUAUAAAAAAUCGAGAAGUAGUUCUCGAAGAAUUUGAAAAAACAGCCUUUGAAAACAUGAAAAAGGCAGGCGAACUUGAAAGGCAACUCGCUGUUGAAAGAAACGACGUAAUAAAUGGCUACGCGUGCAUACCCGUAGUAGCAGACGGCAGUUGGU
Molecule: messenger RNA, 1195 nt
Organism: Monomorium pharaonis (pharaoh ant)
Lineage: Eukaryota; Metazoa; Arthropoda; Insecta; Hymenoptera; Formicidae
Exons: 3
Coding region: 183-437 (84 amino acids)
Source: RefSeq, a predicted model, not a curated record